Molecule: messenger RNA, 1657 nt
Organism: Micropterus salmoides (largemouth bass)
Lineage: Eukaryota; Metazoa; Chordata; Actinopteri; Centrarchiformes; Centrarchidae
Product: tripartite motif-containing protein 16-like
Exons: 1
Coding region: 1-1083 (360 amino acids)
Molecular function (GO): protein binding
Source: RefSeq, a predicted model, not a curated record
AUGAAGAGGAGGAGUCGACAAAACAUCCAGCAGAGAAUCCAGGACAGAGAGAAAGAUGUGACGGUGCUUCAGCAGGAGGUGGAGGCUAUCAAUCACUCUGCUGAUGAAGCAGUGGAGGACAGUGAGAAGAUCUUCACCGAGCUGAUCCGUCUCAUGGAGAAAAGACGCUCUGAUGUGAAGCAGCAGGUCAGAUCCCAGCAGGAAACUGAAGUGAGUCGAGUCAAAGAGCUUCAGGAGAAGCUGGAGCAGGAGAUCACUGAGCUGAAGAGGAAAGACGCUGAGCUGAAGCAGCUCUCACACACAGAGGAUCACAACCAGUUUCUACACAACUACCCCUCAGUGUCAGCACUCAGUGAAUCUACAGACUCAUCCAGCAUCAAGAAACGUCCUCUGCGCUACUUUGAGGAUGUGACAGCGGCUGUGUCAGAAGUCAGAGAUAAACUACAGGACGCGCUGAGUGAGAAAUGGACAAACAUCUCACUGACAGGGAGAAAAGUGGAUGUUUUACUGCCACAACCAGAGCCCAAGACCAGAGCUGAGUUCUUAAAAUAUUCACAUGAAAUAACACUGGACCCAAACACAGCACACACGUAUCUGUUAUUAUCUAAAGGGAACAGAAAAGCAACAAUAAUCACACAAGAACAGUCUUAUUCUAGUGACCGAGGGAGAUUCGCUCAUUGGUGUCAGGUCCUGAGUAGAGAGAGUCUGACUGGACGUUGUUACUGGGAGGUGAAGUGGAGGGAAGAAGGAGUUUAUGUAGCAGUCGCAUACAAGAAUAUCAGCAGAGAUGGGAGGUCAAUUGAAUGUAGAUUUGGAAACAAUGACAAAUCUUGGGCAUUAAGAUAUGACAAAAACGGUGAUAAAUUUUGGUACAACAAUGUCCAAACUCCCGUCUCAGGUCCUCGGUCCUCCAGAGUAGGAGUGUACCUGGAUCACAGUGCAGGUAUUCUGUCCUUCUACAGCGUCUCUGAAACCAUGACUCUCCUCCACAGAGUCCAGACCACAUUCACUCAGCCUCUCUAUGCUGGACUUUCAUUUCCUUAUACUUGUGGAAACACUGCUGAGUUCUGUAAACUGAAAUAGUCAGAAGUCAUCUAAGGGACAGAGGGUUAAAAUCUGUUUUAAUCCUUAAACUUAUUUUCUCUUCAUGUUUGUUGCUGAGAGCUGAUUGUUGUGGCAUUUCGUCACUGCACAGAGAUCACCUGUGAUAGUAAACUAAUGAAAACAUACUCAUGAAUGUUAUAUUUAAUUUCUGCCAUAUUCUGUAAAUAGAUGCUGCUAAAUGUUAAACACUGGACUUUGAGAGCCAUCUUAUAGUGUGGUUUGAGCCACCUUAGCUUGCUGUGAGUAGGUAAAUGUGAGUAGAACAGUUUUGAUUUGGUUUGAAUGGGUUUGUUUGUAGUGGUGCUUUAUUCAUAAUGUGCUUCAUAUUUUGUGACAAUUUCAUCUUUUUAUGCAUAACUCUACACUUGCCUCCCUGGUAGUGCAGUCUUUAUAAAAUAAACAAUAUGGGGUAUUGUUUAUUUUAUUGAUUUAAUGUUUGAUUAUUAACUGUACAAUCCCUUAUUAUGGCCUGCAUUUAGAAACUCCCUUGAUGCAAGUUGAAUAGUCUUUUAUUUCAUGCAUUGUAAAUAAAAUCCAAAUAUUGGUACAGUAA